AGAAUGCCGGCAGCUGUAUAUGAACUUGAAGCACGACAUCCAUCUCGCCAUGCUUCUACGUCCUCCCGUCAAUAAAUUAGGGGCCACGCACCAAGCAUGCACUCAUCAUCGACGCUGGCCAACACGCAAACGCGUACGCGAAGCUGACGUGCAGCUUGGCGCGAAAAAGGGUGCGCGCAUUUGGGGUGAUUAAUUCGAAGUACGUUUGUAGUACGCAUCCCUGCCAUUCAGCAUUUUCCAGGGCGCCAACCUUCGGAAUGGAGGCUGGUAAUUCGCUGGAGAUGAUGGACGCGGGGAACAACAAAGGAAUUUCCGAAUUCGGCAGUAACGCGUCCCGUGAUGCCGUCCGAUGAUCCGAGCCCCGCGCUCCGAGUCCGAGGACCGAAGUCGUGCGAUUAGAUAACGCACGAGUAAUAUGCGCCCCGCCCGCCAGCGCGGCUCUUCUCGCGACCGGCGCUAGUCGCACACCACUGGCUUGCCUCCUGCUCUCACCACGAUGAAGAACACGACGCGCCUCGGCGUCGUCCUCUGCAUCAGCCUGCUUUUCUUUAUUGCCGAAAUCGCUGUUGGGUUUAGAACGAAAUCCCUGGCGCUGAUUGCGGACGCGUUUCACUACCUCAACGACAUCGUCGCCUAUGCCAUCGCGUUCCUAGCUGCAUACCUACAGGACAAUAAUCAGUCCGCAAGCCUCGCCUUCACCUUCGCCUAUCACCGCGCAGAACUCGUCGGCGCCUUCUUCAACGGUGUCUUCCUCCUCGCGCUCGCGCUCUCGAUUUUCCUCCAGUCCCUCGAGCGAUUCAUCAAUGUAACGGAGGUCCAGGACCCCAUCAUGGUCCUCACCAUCGGCUGCAUCGGCCUGGCGCUCAACAUAAUCAGUGUCCUUGUCGUUCAUGAUCACGGAGGGCACUCACACGGUGCAGGAAGCCACUCGCACGGCACAGAGGGCCAUUCGCACGGCAAUGUUCAAGAGCUUCAGGCGCAGGGACCACAGGCGGCUCCCGCGACGCCCCCGCAUAUUCACGAGGGCCACAAUCACACGCAACCUCUCGGGCCCUCAGCGGGACACGGCCACGGCCACUCGCACGGGAACCUCGGCCUCGCCGGCGUCGUCGUGCACCUGUUUGGCGAUGCGAUCAAUAACAUCGGCGUCAUCAUCGCCUCGCUUGUCAUCUGGAAGGUCCACUCGCCGGAGCGGUUCUACGCGGACCCUGCGGCGUCGCUGAUCAUUAGCCUCAUCAUCUUUAGUAGUGCGAUUCCUCUUACCGCGAAAUCGGGGCGCAUCCUGCUCGAGGCGGCUCCUGUGGACCUUGACCUGGAGAAGGUUAAGGAUGAUCUUUCGACGAUCCCCAACGUCCUCUCGAUCCACGACCUGCACGUUUGGCAUCUUUCCCAGUCCGUCAUCCUCGCCUCCGUCCACGUCUGCGUCUCCCCCGAGAUCUCCAUGAUCGAGUGGCAGGAGACGGAGCACUACCUCCAGCAGUGCUUCGCCGAGUUCGGAGUGGGACAUGUUACCAUCUCGCCGGAGCUGCAUGUCUCCUCGCCGCGGGACACGUCGGAGACCCCCACUAUAUCCGGAGAGCCUUCGUGUGAGGAGUUAUUGGGUACAUGCCGGAUGCCGGUGGCGGAGGGGUUCAAGUGCAGCGUGGGCGAUUUGGUGAAGGCGGGCGGGAUGAGGCGGCGGAAGGAGGGGAGGGGGGCGGCAUAAAGGGGGGGCAGCGGCGGCUAUGAGCGUAAAGCGGAGAUGGCGGAGGUGGAAGGGAGAGGGGGGUAGCGACGGUGAAAGCGAAGGGGGAGGAGGAGGAAGAGGAGCAGCGGACGGGGGCACGUACUGAUGGUGCGAGGCGGGUCGAUGAAGGAGUAAGGGUGGCAGAUGCCUUCGUUCGCGAAGGCAUGGUAAUGUGUACAGUAGAAGGGUUGAUGUCGAUGGGCGGAAUAUUAUGGACGAAGGGUUGACGAUGCAUUGACACGGCUGAUGUUCUUACGAGACGAAGGUGCUACAAGCGUAUAGCUAGAGCUGAAGGUAAGAGAAGGAUAGCUGUCGCCGCCUUUCAAACAGUAUCUCCCGUCGUGCAACG
Messenger RNA from Schizophyllum commune H4-8, 2075 nucleotides. RefSeq names its product cation efflux protein. Gene Ontology annotation, cellular component: membrane. The coding region runs from base 497 to 1705 and encodes 402 amino acids. Gene Ontology annotation, biological process: zinc ion transmembrane transport; intracellular zinc ion homeostasis. NCBI's taxonomy places the organism in Eukaryota, Fungi, Basidiomycota, Agaricomycetes, Agaricales, Schizophyllaceae. The transcript is spliced from 14 exons. Gene Ontology annotation, molecular function: zinc ion transmembrane transporter activity. The record is from RefSeq and is a predicted model, not a curated record.